Messenger RNA from Linnemannia hyalina, 1515 nucleotides. Lineage: Eukaryota; Fungi; Mortierellomycota; Mortierellomycetes; Mortierellales; Mortierellaceae. The record is from the annotation of a GenBank genome assembly.
AUGUCGUUCAUCCCUAAUCUCACAUACUCUAUCGCCUCCACUGUAUGGUCCGGCACAUCAGCUGCCCUAGGCAAGCAGCAAGGAAAACCCAACCCUGCUACCACCACCACUGUCACAGGACCCGGCUCUCACCACCAUCACCACCAUCACUCUCACCAUCACUCCCACUCAAGAGACAGCACCGGCAACAACAAGCGAUAUUCCUCCUCCUCUUCCUCUCACAGUCGCAGACAGUCCAGCACCAACUAUAACUUUAGUCGAAGUCAGCCCAAUGGCCCCUCUUCCACCACCUCCAGUUCUACUACUCCCAUGACCCCGCCACACUCACCCAACCACUACAGCCAUUCAGGAUCUAGCAGCGAACGUCGACCAGCCCGCAAAAGGAACCCAUCCAUCUCUUCUACACCCAGAACACCACCCUCUUCCCCUCAAUUGGACUCUGCCUCUGCCUUUGAAGCCGGUCACUCACCCUACAAUUUUUCCAGGAAGAAGCCUCAGGGAGGAGCAGCAGACGGACAAGGGGGAAACAGCAGUAGCAGCCGGUCGUCUUCGCAACAGCACUCCAGUUCAGCCAACGGUUACAACAAACGUAACACUUAUCCGAAUGCCCAUACUAACGACAGCAGCAGGAGGGGCAACCACAACAAUAAUAGCAGCAGCGACAACAGCAGCAGCAACAAUAACAGUGCCAAGGAAAACGCGAGCCAACCCCCCAAGGCUCCUGCAACUGCAGAAGAGCGAUACAAAAUCGUCGACGACAUUCUCGAGACUGAGAAUCUUUACCGUGUCCUCGCGGUAAACCGUAACGCUACCUCUGAAGAGAUCCGAAGGGCUUACAUCGCAAAGUCAAGAGUCUGCCACCCAGACAAGUUCCCCGAGUACCCAAGGGCAACCGAAGCCUUCCAAAAAUUGUCUUUGGCAUAUGAAACACUGUCGAAGCCAUCCUCUCGGUUCGUUUAUGAUUCCACAGGAGGGUCAUCGGGCAAGAGCAUGCUGGGGAGCGAUGAGACACUCCAGAGCGUUCUCUCACAAGUGUUUUUCGAAUUCAUGGACGGCGACUUUGAGGUCAUCCGCAACAUGAUCAACACGAUGAACAACACUGCAGGAGGAGUACGACUCGGAGAUGAUGUUAUCGGCGUGAUUGAGGAGAUGUUCCUCCGGUUGCGGUUCGUUCUUCAUGGAUGCAAAAAGUACAUGACGCUGGUACAUGACCAGGUGCAACAACUCGGUGAAAUUCACCACAGCAUGCGGUCUUUGGCAUAUCUGGAUGUGCUAGGACGUUUCCGGUUGACACUCAAGUUGUCAAAGGUGAUGCUGACGAUCCCGAUGAUUAUUCAGGAUGAGAUGAAGCGAGAGAUAGCAGUCGCUGCGGCUUUGGAGGGUGCAUCGGAACAGGAUGACGCUAAUACCAAGAAGAAUGCUGGCAUUGUUGGCACCGUCUUCCUAAACGACCGAGUCGAGACUGUCCUCAAGAAGGUUGUCUCUGCGAUCGAGACUGGAGAGCGAUGGGUGUAA